CAACAACAUGGCGGGUUUCAAAGAAAAACAAACGUAAAAACUAUGAAAUAUUAAGGUUUUCAGCACUUUGAUACACAUUUAGAAGUCUGAAAAUGGAGGAGAAAGAUCAUCAAGCAGAAAGUAAUGAUGAAGAAUCAUUGAGCUAUCAGCAAAGGAAAAUGAUGGACGAUGAACUGGGUAGCAGGGCAGAUGAUUUAAAGUGUGUAGACGAAGAGACGCUUUCUCACAAAGAAACGAUGGCCAUUGUACAGUCCAUGCUAAAGGGCACCAUUUCAACUGAUCCCCUGCUUGGUGAUCUCCCUUUGGAAGUGACGUUGGAAGAAGUGACGUCUUCUAUAGCCUUGGAGUAUGGUCAAGCCAUGACUGUCUACAUUGACAGAGAUGAUGGGAAUACCAUGCCUGUAGUUGUUCAGCAAGAUGCCAGAGUCCAGGAUCUGAAGCACGCUAUCAGAAGAUAUGUGACACUGCAAGAGACACGUCGUAACGGGAUCAAAAGUAUUAGCUGGAAGUACAUUUGGAAAAGACAUUGGCUAUACUUUGACGGUCAAAAGCUCACAGAUGAUGGCAAGAAAUUGAAAGAGUAUGGAAUCUACAAUAGGGCUACACUGACAUUCAUAAACAGGCUAAAACAGAGGAAAUAGUCAACCAGAACCGGAAGAAACAAAAUGACAUUGGAAGUGAAAGUGAACACAAGUCUUUGUUGAUGAUCUCUGGUCACACUGUGCUCCAGAUAGCUGUGAAGUUCAGUGCUGAUUGACAUCUGCAUGUUGGGAGCCCACUGCUUAGUCGAAUAAGCUGGUUAUUCACCUAUGUCAAGUGUUGAAACUGGCCGAAAUUUCUGCCAGAUAUUCAGUCCGGCAAGCUACAAAUUUUGGCAGCCCGAAUCAAAAACAUUACUGAACUAAACACUGUGUGAAUAUAAAAGUUAAAUAAUUGCCAGGCAAAAAAAAUAAAAAAUCUUAGCCUUUGAUGUUGACCAGCAAAAACUGGACAGGUCUGCAGUAUGUCAGCUGCUGUACGUUAUUCAUGCACCAGGCCUGUGUUACCAAGCUGUAUCUGAAGAACACUUUGGUGAGUACGGUGGUGUGACUCGCUAUGCAUGUUUAAGAAAUUGCUACACAAUUCUAAGAUGUUAAAUAGAAGAUACGGACACAAAUGUUCCAACGCCAGAAGCUACAUGAAUGGAGACUGAAUAGUAAACAAAAUAAAAUACAUUGAAGUGAUGAUAAGUGGAAUUAAAAAACCCACCAGUGUCGUUACAUUUCAGGAAUAGUGUAAGUUUAGUAUUUAAGCAAAAUUGUACUAAGAUAUUAUCAGCUUAGAAACCAUAUUAUAUGCAAGAAUAAAAAAAACCCUGAUUUACUGAAGAAAUAAAUACUGUAUGAAUGAUCA
This is a messenger RNA of Gigantopelta aegis, 1392 nucleotides long. Its product is annotated as U11/U12 small nuclear ribonucleoprotein 25 kDa protein-like. Gene Ontology annotation, biological process: mRNA splicing, via spliceosome. NCBI's taxonomy places the organism in Eukaryota, Metazoa, Mollusca, Gastropoda, Neomphalida, Peltospiridae. Gene Ontology annotation, cellular component: U12-type spliceosomal complex. The transcript is spliced from 6 exons. The record is from RefSeq and is a predicted model, not a curated record. Gene Ontology annotation, molecular function: protein binding. Bases 93 to 641 code for a protein of 182 amino acids.